AUGCCAUCUACAAACGACGUUGGACUUGAAUCGGAUCGUGUUCGAAACCAAUCUAGAACCGUUUCGGAAGAUUUAUGCUGUUCGAUCUGUCAUAAUAUUCUAUGGAAGCCAGUUGCCUGUCAAAAGUGCGAAACUCAUUUUUGCUCAGCCUGUAUUGAAAAAUGGCUCUGUAAUGGCAGAAAUCAAUGUCCAUUGGGAUGUGGACCAUAUAGGGAAAGACCAUGCUCUAAAUUUGUUAAUACGCCAUUGAGUAGAUUACAGGUUGCCUGCAUCUAUGAAUCAAAUGGUUGUCGUGAGAUUCUUCCAUAUGAAGCGGUCGGAAAACAUGAAACACAAUGUGGAUACCAACCUCAACAAUGCCCUGCUUGCCGUUCAUCAUUUCCUAGAAACAAGAUCGAAACACACAUAUCCCACUGUGAAUUGAUUGAAUUUACUUGUGCUGACUGCAAAAUUGUCUACAAGCGACGUGAUGCAUCUCAAAGACACACCGACAUUAUAUGUAUUAAAGAGCAGUUUCGACAAUAUCGCCAUCAAUCACAAACCGAAAUUAAACAGUUAAAAGAACAAUUUCAGCAAGAUAUCUGUCAGUCACAAAAGGAAAUUAAACAGUUAAAAGGAGACUUGGAGGAACUUCGUCAUAUUUUUUCCACGGAUAUUGUGAAGGUUACUGAAUCAAUGACCAAGAUUAUUCAAAAACAACAAUUUGCCAAACCUGGUACCUAUAACGAGCUUGAUUGUAAAGGUCGUCCUUGCAUCACGUGCGGUGAUUGCCGUGACUGGCAUUUUACUGAUGAUGAGGAUACUUGGGAAUGGGUCCGCAAUUACAAAAACUGGACAGAUGAAGAUAGGAGUCGUUGGGACGAUGAUCGUGCUUGGGAACUUUUCGAGCGUCGUGAUGGUGCAACGUGUAUUCGCGCUCGUCGCGGUCGUAAUCGUAAUCGUGGUGGUCUCCAUCUUCUUAAUGAUACUUGUUUCUGCAAAGAUAACAUUGUUCCUUGA
Molecule: messenger RNA, 999 nt
Organism: Adineta steineri
Lineage: Eukaryota; Metazoa; Rotifera; Eurotatoria; Adinetida; Adinetidae
Source: the annotation of a GenBank genome assembly